AGUGAAUGAAGGGCCCUGACGUUGACUUGCUCCUUCCUUGUUGAAAAGGUCUCCGACUACUCCUGAAUUCUCAAGCCCCUGCUCCUGAAAGCAUAUCCUCGUCCACCUUUCAGUGCGAUGUCCCUGUCGGAUAUUCCUUGGAAUCAAUUCGGCCCUAUCAACCACUUCCCAACGAGGCAGCAUUUGACCUCCGGGCUCUAUCCGCAGCACCCGCACUCGCCUGCCUUUAUCGACCCCGGAUUCUCUCAGAUCUCGGGUACCUUCUAUCCUCCCGGCCAGCACUCUUACUUCAACAUGAACGCCCUAUCCACCGAUGAGAUGGAGACGUUCCAGAAACUCUCCAAUGAGUUUCAAGCCAACGUUCAGGGCCCCGCCGUCUCCACGAGGCAGUCUAGCGGCGCAAUCGCUGUGGAGUAUGCCAAUGCGGAUCCAACAUUUGUCACCAAGACUAGUGCACUUGCAGUAACGCAUCCUCUGUCGCGGACCAUGAAGGGGGAUGGGAACUGUGGCUGGAGAGCGGUUGCGUUCGGGUACUUCGAAAGCCUCCUCGGCCUCCAAAAUUUGAUGCAGGUACACCAUGAACUGGUCCGGAUAAAGUCGCUAAACGUGCUUCUCGAUCAAACGGGCCAACAAGAACACCUCUACGAGAUCUUUGUGGACGCGACGGAAGGUGUCUUCAACCAAAUAUCCGAGGCCAUCCAGAAUGGCAUCCAGGACGAAACGUUCCUCGUCAACGCCUUCAAUGACGAGUACAACUCCAAUGCCAUCAUCACCCACUUCAGACUGUUGACGAGUGCGUGGAUGAAACUCAAUCCGCACCGGUAUCAGGCGUUUCUCUCCUUACCGCUGGAUCAGUACUGUGCGACCCGGAUAGACACCGUCAGGACGGAGAUCGACGAGGUUGGACUGCAGGCGUUGGUUGACGGGGUCAUCGAAGCGUCCGGGUUCGCCGUGGAGAUUAUGUACCUCGACCGCAGCGAGGGGGAAGUGGUCACGCCUCACCUCCUGACGCCAUCGCGGCUCAGCGCAGCGACGAUCUGCUUGCUGUAUCGCCCGGGCCAUUACGACCUUCUCUACCCAGCCGAACCUACUGUGAAUAUGGAACCCGUGGUCAAUUACCAAUACGCAAUGACUUCUAACUACUCCCCCUGGGAUCAAGGUUCUCUCGCGUUCGAUGUGAAUACCAGUUUGAUGUCCAUCCCCAAUCUGAUGAUGGACCCGUCCUUUGGAAUGGCCCCUUCCCCCAUGCCCGCGGCGCCUCCCAGUCCGUAUAGCGUCUCGCCGCCUCUGGAAGUGUACCACUCCCCCAUGCACGCGUCACCCCCUCCGAUGUCUCUGGCCUCCCCCCCGCCGCCUCCUCGGAUUUCUGCACCACCACCCCCGAUGAGCUCAUUACCGCCUCGGUCCUCGGAUGGGCCGCAGAUCCGCUUGAACCCGCUGGUCAUGAAAAACAACCUCUGCCACUCUCUGCCGGUCACCACGCCAUUCAAAAAUUCCCCCUACAACCAGGCCCAUUUCCAGAACCAGGACUUCGAACCCAUCCACUGGGAACCCAGCGACUCCCGCCGAUGAACGGUCCUUAUGUAUGUCCAUGUCGGUCACGGUUUUCUCACUGGUUCUGGACCCCCUCACG
Aspergillus heteromorphus CBS 117.55 is the source of this 1633-nucleotide messenger RNA. Its product is annotated as OTU family ubiquitin thioesterase. Gene Ontology annotation, biological process: protein K48-linked deubiquitination. Gene Ontology annotation, molecular function: ubiquitin binding; cysteine-type deubiquitinase activity. Gene Ontology annotation, cellular component: nucleus. The transcript is spliced from 7 exons. The coding region runs from base 118 to 1572 and encodes 484 amino acids. NCBI's taxonomy places the organism in Eukaryota, Fungi, Ascomycota, Eurotiomycetes, Eurotiales, Aspergillaceae. The record is from RefSeq and is a predicted model, not a curated record.